Molecule: messenger RNA, 620 nt
Organism: Trematomus bernacchii (emerald rockcod)
Lineage: Eukaryota; Metazoa; Chordata; Actinopteri; Perciformes; Nototheniidae
Product: lactose-binding lectin l-2-like
Exons: 1
Coding region: 52-531 (159 amino acids)
Molecular function (GO): signaling receptor activity
Source: RefSeq, a predicted model, not a curated record
UCAACCGACAAACAACCCUUCACCCUGCUCCUGUGACGGAGAGACUUCAUCAUGCUGUUGUUCCUCUUCCUGCUGGGUCUGGCUCUGGGUGCUGUGUCUCCUUCAGAUGACCCUCUAGUGAAGCUUCAGCGUGGCAGCUGUCGCCCGUUCUGGUACUCCUUCAACGGCCGCUGCUACAAGUACAUCGCCGCAGACAUGGACUGGGCUGAUGCAGAGCUCCACUGUGUGUCAGAGGGAGCCAACCUGGUGUCUAUCCACAGUCAGGCCGAACAUGAGUUUGUCAAAUCUCUGAUCAAGAACUUUCACCCUGCUGAGGGAUGGACCUGGAUCGGACUCAAUGACAUCCCCAAAGAAGGAAGAUGGAUGUGGUCUGAUGGGUCAGCAGUCAACUUUGUCUUUUGGAAUUCAAGACAGCCAGACAAUAAAGGAAAUGAAGACUGUGUCCACACCAACUUUAAUCAUAAAUGGAACGAUAGAUCUUGUUCAGAUACUUAUCCCUCAGUUUGUGCAUCUCACAUAACUUGUCCUUAGCAACUGAGAUGUUACAUUUGUCUGAUUGAACCAGGUCACUGUAAAACUGUUACUCUGUUAACAUGCUUUGGACCACAAUAAAGAGAUGA